AAUAUAAAUAUGUAAAGGUAAGUUCUUGUGCCAGUUAGUGAUGGAUGUGAAGAGAUAGAAACAGUAGCAAUAAUUGAUAUUCUGCGUAGAGCAAAUAUAGAUGUUACAUUUGCAUCAAUAAAACCUGUUGAAGAUGAAAAAGCUCCAGUGAUAGUAGGUAGAUCUGGAAUAUCUUUUAUUUGUGAUACUUAUUUGACAGAAGCAGUGUUAAAAUAGUAAUUUGAUUUAAUAGCUCUACCAGGAGGAUUAUCAAAUGCACAACAAUUAGGAACUCAUUAACCAUUAGUAAGAGUGAAUGUAUAUAUUAAUUAGUUAGAUCGAUUGAGACAAUAAUAGGAAGAAGGGAAAUGGAUAGCUGCAAUAUGUGCAUCACCUUAAUUAGUUUUAGAUAAAAAUGGUUUUAUGAUAAAUUCUACUGGAACAUGUCAUCCAGCUCAUGUAUAGGAUUACAAAGGAUAAUUUUCUGAGGAUAGAGUUCAUGUUAGCAAUAAGUUUAUUACUUCAAGAUCUCCAGGAACAGCUAUAGAAUUUGCAUUAGCAUUAGUGGAAUUAUUGGUUGAUUAGCAUACUGCAAUUUAAAUGGCAAAAUCAUUAUUAGUAAAACGAUGAAGUUUAAACUAAUAAUGAGUUUAAAGAUAAUUAUUAUAUAGAUAAUAUUAAAUCAC
Molecule: messenger RNA, 665 nt
Organism: Paramecium sonneborni
Lineage: Eukaryota; Ciliophora; Oligohymenophorea; Peniculida; Parameciidae
Source: the annotation of a GenBank genome assembly